This is a messenger RNA of Alternaria atra, 552 nucleotides long. RefSeq lists its product as uncharacterized. The coding region runs from base 1 to 552 and encodes 183 amino acids. The transcript has a single exon. The record is from RefSeq and is a predicted model, not a curated record. NCBI's taxonomy places the organism in Eukaryota, Fungi, Ascomycota, Dothideomycetes, Pleosporales, Pleosporaceae.
AUGCUUCAACCAAUUAGUCCACACCACCUGCCUGAAGCCGAACCAGUCGAGGCGCUUUUCCUACCUGCCAACGCGCGACGACGUUGGUACCUCGGCUAUCUACAUCACUGGAAACACUACCAGCGAAACGUAACAGACCAUUGGGAGAGUGAUGGGUGCAAGAGAGUUUUCGAUGAACUCAAAGAGUGCGAAUUGGACGAGUCGCGGUCCGCAGCGACCACCGAGGGCGAGAAUCACACUACCAGCGAAUACAAUACCGCAGGUAAACACAAUACUGCCAGCAAAAAUGAUGCUAGUGGCGAAGAUAACACUGCCGGUGAAGACAACACUGCUGGCGAAGAUAAUACAGGCCCUGCGAAACUGGAAGAAAAGUUUCGGCAUGAGGUAGCGGAUAUUGUGGAGAUUGUCUACAACAAAAUGCUCACUACGUGGACGAUGAAGCAACUGGAUGCGUACAAGCAACCAGAGCGCAUCUUCCUUCGAAAGGCUGGAUCGUACAGCAAAGUCAAACCUAGAUUCUGGUUUCGCGCGAAGCCGUGGGACAAGCCCUAG